GCGCGCAGUUUUCGGUGUUCGUGCAGGGCGUGGGUAACGCCCGGGCCAGGCCGUGCUGGGGCAGAGCCCCGGCGGUUGUGUCCCGUAGGAACGGGCAAAGCCUGCGAAGCCUGGAAGUGAGAGGUUGUAUUUGCAGAGAGGAGAGUUUCCUCUUCAUUUUUUUUUUUUAAGUGUAAGGGCUGAUGCUUUAGGUUUUAUAUAGGCUCCAAUGUGGUUUGGAGCUUUUUCUACCUUGCCUUGUGCUGCCUGGCACUGCUGCAGGCUGCACGUGUGUGUUGUGACCACGCUUUGCUGUGUGUGCCACUGGGGAUCCCCUUCUUUUAGGGUAUCUGCAGCUCUAUUGCCGCGGUUAGUAGAGUUAUAAUAACACAGUAUACACUUACUUCUUAGUGGCUGCAGCCAGGCAAUAUAGUUGUUUACACCAGAAUAUCUGAAGCAAUUGCAGUGCUGUGUGACACCAUGUGGAGGCAGAUAUAUAGUCUGCACCUUGGGCUUUGCAUUCUGUCAGGGUUGAACCUCACUACCCUGAGUGCUAGCCUAUGUAAACACUUCUAGUGCCAGCUUUGGAACACAGCUCGAUGUUUGCUUUUUGCCUCUUACGUAAAAAGAUACAGAAUGAGAGCAUAAUCUUGACAAAUCACACUUAAAGCUUAUAUUUAAAGCAAUUAAAAAGUCAGUUAUCUGACAAAUAUAUUUCCUGUAAAGGGCUGAUAAGAGUUUUGCAGUGUAGCUUGUGUAGCUGAUGAAUAAGACUUCAAAUCGUGAUAGCACAGAAUGGAUCCAACUUUGGAUAAUGACAGACUUUACAGACCAUCCUAUAUUUCUAGCAUUGAGCUAUCUCCAAGAUCAGGACCAGUAAGUGUGGAAGAUCUUAAAACAGAUCUCUCCUCUGAAUUUUCUUUGGUUUCUUCAAGCUCGGACACAAGCCAGGGGAGCAGUUUGGACUCUAAGGGACACGUACAAGUUUGCCUGCGUAUUAGGCCAUUUACAGCACUGGAAAGAGAAAAUGGAUCACAGGACUGUGUUUCACUUGAAGACUCAACAAACAUCAUACUGAAGCCCCCCCACCACUGUCUGAAUCGACUAAGUGAAAAAACUGCUGGACAGAUGAUACAGAAGUUCACUUUUUCACGAGUGUUUGGACCUGAAACAACUCAAGAAGAAUUCUUUGAAGGUACCAUGAAGGAACCGGUGCAAGAUUUCCUAGAUGGAUGUAAUCGUCUUGUUUUUACAUAUGGCGUUACAAAUGCUGGAAAAACUUACACUUUCCAAGGGACAGAAGAUGAUGUUGGUAUUCUGCCAAGGGCCUUGGAUCUGUUGUUUAAAAGUAUUCAAGGAAAGCUAUACACAGCAAUGGAUCUCAAACCCCAUCGGUGUAGAGAUUAUAUAAAGCUGACUGAAAACCAAGUGAGAGAAGAAACUGCUAUUAAAAAUUCACUACUUCGCCUAAUAAAGGAGGUAGACCAUCAGAUUAGCACUAACAGCAAUGCACCUGUUGAUUCUAAAGAUUUGGAAGAUACCUCGAAAGACUCAGAACAAUCUACCACAACUGUGAGAAAUUACAUCAAGUUUUCUGUUUGGGUUUCAUUUUUUGAGAUUUACAAUGAAUGUUUUUAUGAUCUACUGAUUCCUAUAUCAAAUGACAAGAAAAGAAAAACACUGCGCCUUGCUCAAGACAUCAAGGGAUGUUCUUUUGUGAAAGGUCUGCAGUGGGUUCAGAUUUCCGAUUCUAAAGAAGCUUUUAGACUUCUAAAACUGGGGUUGAAACACCAGAGUAUUGCAAGCACAAAACUAAAUCAUUGCUCCAGCAGAAGUCACAGCAUAUUCACAGUUAAGGUACUAAAAAUUGAAGAUUUAGGAACACCACGAGUUACCCGAGUCAAUGAAUUGUCAUUUUGUGAUCUUGCUGGUUCAGAAAGAUAUACCAAGACCCGCAAUGAAGGUGACAGAUUGAAAGAGAGUGGAAAUAUAAAUACCUCUCUCCUGACUCUAGGCAAGUGUAUUAAUGCACUCAAGAACUGUCAACAGUCAAAGUUGCAGCAACACAUACCCUUUCGGGAAAGUAAGUUAACUCAUUUCCUUCAAGGAUUCUUCAGUGGAAAGGGGAAGGUAUACAUGAUAGUAAACAUAAGCCAGUGUGCUUCAGCAUAUGAUGAAACACUCAAUGUGCUAAAGUUCUCGGCUAUUGCACAAAAAGUUUUAGUUAUGGAUACAUCUAUUCUUCCCCAAGAUCAGUCAUUUGACCAGAAAUUGGCAGGAGAAUCAUCACUGCUUAAUGUCACUAAAAUGCCAAUCUCAAGGAGAAGAGGCACUAUCCUGUGGGACAGAACCUUGGAAGAUGUGUUUGAAGAUGAUGAUGGAGAGAUGGAGGAACAGCACAGUGUGUCAAGAGAAGAAGCAGUGCAGGAAAAGGAAGAAAGUAAAGUUGUUAUUGGAAAAGAAGAAUAUAUGACACUGCUGAGUCUCAUAGAAGAGCUGAAGAACAAACUUAUUACUGAAAAGAAGAAUAAGUUACUGCUGGAGCUAAAAGUUCGUGAAGAAGUGAUACAAGAGUUUACCCAAUAUUUUGCUGAGCGGGAAAUAGAUUUCAAAGAGUGCCUUGAUCAUGAACGAGCACGGCUUGAAGAAAAUGCUGAAAAACGUCUGGAAAUCUUAAAGGAACUUGCAAAUAGUUAUCCUAAAAAUGCAGAUGAAAAAAAGAAAUUAGAAGAUCAGCCUGGCAGUGAGCAAACUGGACCUCUGGAUGAAGAAUGUGGGACAGGGCCAGGUAUCUGCUUUGAUUUUGAGGGCAUUAUUGAGUCUCUGCAGAAUGAUAUCACUGAUAUAAAAAAUCAGGCAGAAGCAGCACACCAAUACAUUGUGUCCCUAGAAGACCCACAGCAAACUAUAGGAUGGCUUGAAAAACAGCUAGAAAAAGUCACCACUGAACUAAUUGAGACCAAAGAACAGCUGGCAGAGAAAACCAAAGAUUUUGGAACACAGAGGAUUAAAUUGGAUGAGUCUGCUGAGCAACUUAAAGAUGCAACUGAGAAAAUGAAUCUACAGAAUAAAAGGAUUCAAGAACUAAUAGACAUUGUGGAGCAAAAAGAUAAAGUUAUUAUGAGACUACAGGGUUUGAUGACCUGUUCAGAAGAAACCAUGAAAGACAAUGACAACACUCUGACUGCAGAAAAGAACUCUAAUGAAGUGAUUGAAAGCAGCCAAUUGAAGGAUUGUGAAAAAACUGUGCUGGAAGUGGGAAGAAAACGUUGCUUGGAAAAUAAAUCUACUGUGGAAGAAGAGCCACCUACAAAGAAAGGAGAUCAGGCAGGGAGAUGGGAAAAUUGCUCUCUUCAUCCAAAGAGAACCAAUAAUUCUGAGACCUAUGCGGAAAUACUGGCACUGAAGGAAAGAACUGAAACCUUGGAAGGUCAGAUAGCUGCACUUGAAGAACAAUGCCAAAGAGAAAAAAAUAAAAAAGAAGAGUUAAGUUGGGAGAUAACAAGCUUGCAUCUCAAGCUGUCUGCUUCUGAAGAAAGGGCUUAUGGCUUAAGUGAAGAACUUCAGCAAUGUCAAGCUGACUAUCAGGAGAUUGUUUCCAAAUUGGACAAACAGAAAGCUGUAAAUAAGGAACAAGAAGAAAAGAUUAUUCAGCUAAAUAACCAAGUAACAGCUGCUGAACAAAAUAUAAUUGAUAAAGUGUCCCAAAUUAAAACAAUGCAGUCCCAAGUAGAUGAGUUGUAUAAAUGUCACUUAGAGUCUUACACUAUGGAUACUGAUUUAGUUAAUCUAAAGGACUCCUUAGACCCUCAAAAAGAUGAACCACAGACAGCUCAAAUGGGUCCUGUAUCUAUGCAAUUCCAAACUGCUUCUACAGCAGAUCUGGGACAGGAGAGCUCCUUUCACCGCAGUAUUGAAACCAUUUGGGAAGAAUGCAAAAUUAUGAUUAAGGCUUCUUCACAAAAAAGUCAUCAGAUUCAAGAACUGCUUCAACAAGUUGCAGACUUAAAGAAGAGACUUAAUGACAGUGAGAAUUACAAUAAUCAACUAAAAUUAAAAUUAAAUGAGAUUGCAAGUCAAAAUGAUCAGUCUGUAAAGGAAAAAGAUAUUGUGAGUCAGUUACAAGAGCAAAUCCUGAAGAAAACUCAGGAUUUUGAAAAACAGGCUGCAGAAGAUCAGAGAGUAAUUGAACAGUUUCAGGAGAAAGUUAAUGGAUACGAGGGAAAAAUAAGAGAUCUUGAAUGUGUAUUGGAAGCUAAAGAUGACAGCAUAAAAAAGUUAGAAGAAGUACUUAAAGAAAAAGAAUCUACUAUUUUAAAUCUACAAAGUAGUACAUUAGCUUUCCAAGAGAAAUGUACCAGCUUGGACAAAAAACUGAAAGAACUGAACGAUCAAGAAGCAAAUCUAAAGGAUGAAGUUGUGCAGUUGACAAACAGCUUGGAGAACAUGAAACAUGCUCUUCAGGAAAAGGAGAAAAAUGAGGAUGAGCAAAUACAAUCUAUAGAAUUGCUACGUAAAGAUCUUUCUGAGAGCUCUGCUCUUGUACAAAGUUUGAAGAAAGAUUUGCAGAGGAAAGAGGAAGAAUAUACAGAUUUGAAAGAGAAACUUUCUGAUGCCAAGAAGCAAAUUCAGCAAGUACAAAAACAGGUGUGUACAAUGCAAUCUGAGGAGAAAACCCUGAGGAAAAAAGUUAAUGAACUGGAGCAAAUUAAAAGCCAGUUUAGUGAAGAAUUGGAGUUCAAACAGCGCACAAUCCUGAAACUUAAAAAGGAGCAGUUGAAUAAUGAGAAGCUGGAAGAAAUCUCCAAACAGUACGAGAAAACACAUAAAGAUUUGUGUGCAAAGGAAAAAAUAAUUGAAGAUAUGCGAAUGACAUUAGAAGAACAAGAACAGACUCAGAUGGAACAAGAUCAAGUGCUUGAAGCCAAAUUGGAAGAGUCAAACAGAUUAGUUUUAGAACUGGAAGCAUGGAAGCAGAAAUACAGAGAGCUGAAUAACCAGAGCAAUACUGACUGGCAGGAAAAGAUGAGCAAAAAUGAGAAAACCAUAAAGGAAAAUGAGGAAUUGAUGAAGCUGCAAAAAGAACUGAAGGAAAAUGAGGCAAAGUAUCAAACUGAUAGAAAGAAGUGGCUUGAGGAAAAAAUGGAACUCAUAAAUCAAAUAAAAGAAGCUGAGAGUCAUCUCAACAGAGAAAUGAGAAAGUUUGUGGAGAACAGAGAACAUCAUGUAAAGCAACAAGCAGAAAUUGAAAGACUUGCUACACAGCUGGUAGAGAAGGAUAGUAAUCUUCAAAAGUGGCGUGAGGAAAGAGAUGAACUAGUAGAAGCUUUGGAAGUACAGCUCAAGAGUUUGGCUUCUAGCACCAUACAAAAAGACAAAGAAAUAGAGGAGCUGAAACAGGCUGCACUAAAGGCUUCAGAAAAAGGUAAGGAAACUGACAUAGAAGAACUAAGAAAACAAUUGGCUGAGAAAGAUGAUUUUAUAAAGGAAUUGAAACAACACAUUAACCGUGAAAGCCCUCAGUCUUUGUCAGAAGUACCUUUACCUGAGGAAGGACAAGAUAAAACUGAUCAGUCUGUAAGCAAAGAGGACCAUUCAGAAAUUGUCCUUGACUCUUCUGAAGUGUCCACAGAAGAUGGAAAAACUAGUCGGUUCCCAAAACCAGAGAUGGAAAUCCAGUUCACGCCUCUGCAACCCAAUAAGAUGGAGGUGAAGCACCAGGGCAGCACAUCACCAGUUACAGUUAAAAUGCUCAAGCCAAGAAGGAAAAGGAAGAGUGUAGAGAUGAACGAGGAUUUUGUGAAAAGUGAGAACAAGAGAAAUGCAAAACCUGCUAUGGCUGAUUCACCUUCUACAAGCAACAAAAAAAUGAUGUCGACUGCUCGGUCUCUUAGAAAAGAAUACCCCUUAAGAAAGCAAGAAUCUACUUUAAGUAAAAAGUCAGCUAAGAAGAAAGAUGGGACACUCCAGAAACUUGGUGAUUUUUUCCAAAGUUCUCCUACUAUUAUUCACUCCAAAGCAAAGAAACUGAUUGAGACAAUAAGCUCUCCCAAGUCUGCAGGACCAGAAAAAGUCAAAGAAGAUGAGCUCAAGCCAAAACGAGCUAAGAGAAAGCUGUAUUCAACUGACAUUUCUUCCCCCCUACAUAUACCUGUUUCUUCAAUCUUUGUAGAACAAAAAGAGAAGGAAAGUGAUCAUCUAAUCAUCAAGCGACGGCUACGAUCAAGAAUAGUAAAAUAAUCUUGCAAACGUGUGUUUGUAUUUCCUAGCUGGGGCACAUUUCCAACUGAUUGUAUGUAGGAAGUAAUAGAUAUUUAGUCAUGCUUCAACAUCUGUAUAUAGUUGUAUAGAAUUGUUCUGACUCCAUUAAAGUUGAGACAUUCAAGAAA
Neopelma chrysocephalum (saffron-crested tyrant-manakin) is the source of this 6368-nucleotide messenger RNA. RefSeq names its product kinesin family member 20B (gene KIF20B). Gene Ontology annotation, cellular component: nucleus; spindle microtubule. Gene Ontology annotation, molecular function: ATP binding; microtubule binding; plus-end-directed microtubule motor activity. The transcript is spliced from 33 exons. Gene Ontology annotation, biological process: microtubule-based movement; mitotic spindle assembly. The record is from RefSeq and is a predicted model, not a curated record. The coding region runs from base 775 to 6219 and encodes 1814 amino acids. Lineage: Eukaryota; Metazoa; Chordata; Aves; Passeriformes; Pipridae.